Messenger RNA from Phytophthora nicotianae INRA-310, 99 nucleotides. RefSeq lists its product as hypothetical. The record is from RefSeq and is a predicted model, not a curated record. The transcript is spliced from 2 exons. Lineage: Eukaryota; Oomycota; Peronosporomycetes; Peronosporales; Peronosporaceae. The coding region runs from base 1 to 99 and encodes 32 amino acids.
AUGCAACAUCCGGAAAGCAACGCCCAUUCAACUGCGGUAGUCGCUAUGAGCGGAGAAGCUUUCAAACUCGGAACGGAUAUCAAUCAUCGUAUCAACUGA